AUGACGUCCACCGCUGCCGACUCUUCCAGCGCUGCCACUGGCGGCGGGUUCUGCGUUCACUGUGUCUCCGGGUUCCGUAUCCCCGGCGAGCCCAGAGGCAAGAUGGAAACCAUUCACGGCAUCAACACGUACGUGGCCACCCCCUCCCAGCCUUCCUCCGACUCCGCUUCGAAGGCCAUCAUCUACUUUUACGACGCAUUCGGACUCAAGCUCGCCAACAACAAGAUCAUCCCCGAUCAGCUCGCCGAUGCUACCGGUCUCACCGUCUACGUACCCGACGUGUUCAACGGCGGAGGAAUCGACGAAUCCUCGCUCGCUGUCGCACCCUCCACCGCGGCACACAUGAAAACAGCCUCGCUGUUCACCAAGCUUCGUGUGGGAGCAGCAUUUGCCCUCGCCACCCCUUUCUUCGUCAAGAACCUGCCUCAGUCCAAGAUCCCGACGCUCAAGAAAUGGAUCGAUGAUCUCAAGCAGUCGAAUGGAUACACGAGGCUAGGCGGCACCGGCUACUGCUACGGCGGCAAGUUGGUCAUCGCACUCAACGCGACCGGUCAUAUCGAUGUCAGCGUUGCCAAUCAUCCAAGCAUGAUCACUAAGGGCGAUAUCGCAGCCAUCAAGAAUCCCAUCCUCUUCAACUGCGCCGAGGAAGACCCUACGUUCUCGGAAAAUUACGCAAAGGAAGUCGAACAGCAGUGGAAGCAAGACACUAGCAAGCCAGCACACCAGUUCGAGUACUACCCGAACACUGUGCAUGGCUUCGCUGCCCGUCCCAAUCUGGGAGACAAACAGGUCAAGGAGGCCUUUGAAAAGGCUUUCAACCAGACAGUCGCUUUCUGGAAGGCGAAACUUUGA
Messenger RNA from Pseudozyma hubeiensis SY62, 852 nucleotides. RefSeq names its product dienelactone hydrolase. The transcript has a single exon. NCBI's taxonomy places the organism in Eukaryota, Fungi, Basidiomycota, Ustilaginomycetes, Ustilaginales, Ustilaginaceae. The record is from RefSeq and is a predicted model, not a curated record. Gene Ontology annotation, molecular function: hydrolase activity. The coding region runs from base 1 to 852 and encodes 283 amino acids.